UUCACAGCACAAGAUGGAUCCCUUCGUACCAGUUCUGUUUGCUCUAAUCGUACCACUCUUUGCAGGACCAGUAGACAUUUUACGGAAAAAUGUAUCGUGCGCUGAACUUAAAACAUCUGAUGGCUUCGAGUACAAAUACGACCAUCCGGGUGGAGCUGAUAUUAACAUAUAUCAGAACAAGACCAAGAUUGGUUUUUGGGAAAAUGGAAAUAAACCUAUUCAUUUGACUGAAGUGAUCCGGCUGGACAACAACUCAGUCAUUACUGAAAAAUGCAGCGAUCUGCAAAUACAAGUCUUGAAAUAUGAAGCUCAACUUGUGAAAGAGAACUGGUUUUACUUCCUGGUAGCAGUUUCUGUGAAUUUAACAGUGAAUACUAUGAAACCUGAUCCUGAAACACCACCGAGCCACGACUACAACAGGAAGUUGAUUAUGUCUGAUGGAGCUGUUGGAGCUGUUGGAGCUGUUGGAGCUUUUGGAGCUGUUGGACUCAUUGUGGUCAUUGUUCUUUUUUGCUGCUACAUGUCUUGGAAAUUGAAAAUGAAGAGGCAGCAAAAAGCAGCUACAUGCUCUGAGUAUUUCAGAUACCUACGGACUCGCUAUCCUAUCAAAAAGCAGAGCCCCACGACACCGGCAGAGAGUUCAGGGACAGGAGAAACUAGAGGAAGUGAAAUCCAAGAGGCCUCAGCUGCUACAGAGUCUCAACAAAAUGGUAUUAGCCUGGUCGAAUAUGUUUCUGCCACUGAUCCACGUGGCAGUGGAGAAAAUGGGGUGGAGCAGGACAGCUCUCAUGGAUCUAUGCAUGUUGUCAGUAUUCAUCCUCAGAGUAACAGUCUGGACCACAAAUUGAGAAACGAGGAAAUCCAGUCAACUUCAAAUGAAGACCUAAACACCCCCGAUGUCGACAGAGCCUCUCCUCAUGGAGAAAUUAACAGUGUCAGGAACAUGAGAGAUGAUCCGGGAGGGAACAAGGAAUGUGUGGGAGUGGACAUCCCAGAUUCUGACAUGAUAGCUGAAGCCGAACCUCUGGUGAACAAGAGCGGCUAUGGCCAAGACCAUGUGGGCAGGUCCUUUGCCACACCUGGAACUGACGUGGAGUCAAACCAGUGGAGCCACAGCUAG
Messenger RNA from Paralichthys olivaceus (Japanese flounder), 1120 nucleotides. RefSeq lists its product as uncharacterized. Lineage: Eukaryota; Metazoa; Chordata; Actinopteri; Pleuronectiformes; Paralichthyidae. The record is from RefSeq and is a predicted model, not a curated record.